Messenger RNA from Branchiostoma belcheri (Belcher's lancelet), 2650 nucleotides. RefSeq names its product neurotrypsin-like. Gene Ontology annotation, biological process: proteolysis. NCBI's taxonomy places the organism in Eukaryota, Metazoa, Chordata, Leptocardii, Amphioxiformes, Branchiostomatidae. The transcript is spliced from 11 exons. Bases 1 to 1902 code for a protein of 633 amino acids. Gene Ontology annotation, molecular function: serine-type endopeptidase activity. Gene Ontology annotation, cellular component: membrane. The record is from RefSeq and is a predicted model, not a curated record.
AUGACGGUGACUUUUCCUUUUCUUGUGUUGGAAAAAAAACACACUUCUGCUAAUUUUCCAGAUAGUCCUGUCGGGAUCAUCUCCAGUCUAGAAGACGCACCGAAGCGGCUUAGCCUCGAGCCCAGGCGCUCCAGAAGCAAGAGGCACGGGCCUUGGGGCCACCGGGCGGACCCUACCAUUCGCCUGGCGGGCGCGGGGGUGAAUGUUACCCACCGGGGGAGGGUGGAAGUCUGGUGGAACGGCGGCUGGGCGGUCAUCUGUGAUGACGUGUGGGACAUCAAAGACGCCGACGUGGUUUGCCGCCAACUUGGGUUCAGGGGCGGUGCCAUACGUGCCGUGGGUGAGUCGUGGUUCGGCUCAGGGACCGGGAGGUACGCCUUGGAUAACGUGGAGUGCCGUGGGACGGAGAGUAGAGUGCAGGACUGUGCGCAUCUCGGCUGGGGGCAGAACAACUGCCGACCGGACGAGGCGGCGGGAGUCAUCUGCGUCAGCGAGAGGGCCAUUGACACCUCUUGCUUCGGGGACCCCAGCGGUUACCAUGGGAACGUGACGACCACUGCGGCCGGGAUGCAGUGCCUGAACUGGAUGAACUUCCCCAGCGUGGUGACCGGAUUUCCGGAUGCCGGACUGGGGGACCACAACUCCUGCCGGAAUCCGGAUCAUGACGUCAUUCCGUGGUGCUUCUACGUCGCUGACGGCUACGUCAGGUGGACCUACUGCACGUGUGACGGCCACAGAACCCGUCCUCUCCGUUUGGUGAACGGCACGGCACCGGGAGAGGGUCGGGUGGAGCUCUACUUUAACGGCGAGUGGGGCACCGUCUGCGACGACAAGUGGGACGACAGGGACGCAAGGGUCGUCUGCAGGAACCUGGGAUACAGGGGUGAGGCCUACGCUAUCUCGUUCGGAUACUUCGGUCGCGGUGCGGGGCCUGUGCUGAUGGACGAGGUGGAGUGUAGCGGCGGGGAGAGGUCCGUGGUGCAGUGCUUCCACAACGGCUGGUAUGUGCACGACUGUAGUCACGCCGAAGACGCCGGGGUCCUUUGUCAGGCCGCCCCGACUGUGCCUACUGAUGUCCCCGCUACUACAACUGGGCCGGACAGGAACUAUACACAACCAGAAAACUGCGGAUCACGGUUCAGUUUCCGGGCACCUUUGUCAGCUCACGCACGUAUUGUAGGCGGGGUGCUGGCUGAGCGGGGACAGUGGCCGUGGAUUGCCGAGGUGCGACUGAACGGGUACGGCCACUGGUGCGGCGGCGCACUCAUUCGCAACUGCUGGGUACUCAGCGCUGCGCACUGCUUCUACGACUACUCCAAGUCAUCCUUCACGGUGCGGCUGGGGGAGUACAACCUGAGUUCCGCGGAGAAUGGGGAGCAGGUCUUCUCCAUAGAGAGGAUGUUUUUACACCCUGACUACCAUCCCCUCACCAAUCACAACGACAUAGUGUUGGUGCGACUGAGACAACAUGCCGACGGCACUUGCGCGAGAACAGGUCCGUACGUCCGGCCGGCCUGUCUGCCCAGUACCGGGGAAACCCUGCAGCCUGGUAGCAACUGUUCCAUCGUGGGAUGGGGCAAGGCCAAUUCUAGUGAUACCUCGUUCUCCGAUAUCCUCAGGGAGGCGUCCGUUCCCUUCAUCCCGCGCCAGGAAUGCCGGGAUAGGGCGUACGGGAACAUGGUAACGGACAGGAUGAUGUGCGCGGGAUUCUGGGAAGGUGGGGUGGACACGUGUCAGGGCGACAGCGGAGGACCGUUGCUAUGCCAACAGGACGGCGGUUGGACGGUGUGGGGUGUGACGUCAUGGGGUGACGGUUGCGCGCGGCCGGAGUGGCCAGGAGUGUACACGGCGGUGGAGGAGUUUCUGGGAUGGAUUCAACAGACCAUCCAGGCGGCCGGCUGAAGAACGUUACUAUACUGAUUAUGAUGAUUUAUACUUUAUUAUUAUCUAUUUGAAACGUGUUACAUCUCAGAGAAAACAUCUACUUGUCAACGUCAACGUCCCGGUGACCGUCUGUCAUCUUAAUUAGGGCCAUAAAAUAGUAUAUGGCUGGUUCGCUGUGCACUGGAGCUAGGUCACCGAAACGUUGGCUCAUGUAAAACGAAUGGUUGUGACGAAAAGAACUUUAAUAUUCAAUCAUUUAUCAACACGAUGAAAUCAUUUACGCAUCCACUUGAUGUAUUUUGUAUCGCGUCAUGUACAGAGACAAUUUCCUCUCUUUCCGACCGCCACCCAAAGCCUGGUAGAGGCUAACAGUAUUUCCUUAGCCGACACCUUCGCGCGAAAGAUAAACCACAUGAGUCACCCACAUUGGCGUGCAAGUUUUCAAAACAUCGUGACUCGCUUAAUAGAUGGUUUUCACGUGUGUGCACGGACUGUGUUGUGUUUUUAGUCUUUAACAGGCUUCGGGAGCCCGCUGGAAACGUGGUAAACUGUACUCUCUCGAGUCGCGGACCAACUCCCCUGGCAUGUUAUCUCUCUAUUUGGCCAAAUUUUAUAUUUUUAGGCCUGGUAGAGGCUUCUUUCAUCGCCAGUUGUUAUAGAAAACAUCUUGCUGACAAUGCUGAGUGCCGUACCGGCGAGGGCCAUGUACCAACAGCAAGAGAGGAUUGUCCUUAUUAAGCGCUUAGCCCGAACUAUUGCAAGGACU